GUUCGCUCUGCUCACGACCGUUCGCUGCGCUCACUUAGGUGGGUGGAAUGCCCAAUAAUAUAAGAUCAACAUCGUAAUGUGUAUAUAAGCAAGAUGAAAUAAAUAUGAAACACGUUUAUGAUGAACACGUUAACACAGAUAUGUCCUGGAAUGAGUUCCGUGAAAUGUGUUCUAAAAUAUGGAGUGAACCAUAUAGUUAUUUGGUGAUCAAUAAAGAUUGUCAGAAAAAUGAAGGAUGUUAUAGAAAUAAAUUUGACAGUUUCGUAUUUUUUAAUUGAUCAUAUCAUUUUUCUGAUAUAUAAUGCGAUGUUACUUGGUAAAUCGCGUUAUUUUGCCUAAAGAUUUAGCAGAAGCACAAACUUAUUUUAAUAAUGGAAGCUUGUUUAAAACGCCAAAUAGUCAAUGCAGCAGAAGCUGUUAAAAAAAAGGUUAAGAAGUUGCGAAACAUUGAAACCGAAAAUGAAGAAGCUUUGAAAUCUGUAUUCAGACCUAUAAUAAAUCCAUUAAAUAAAAUUGCCAAUAAACGCUCCCAUAAAUUGACAGAAAAUGGGAUUCGCAAAACAGAAAAGCCGAAUUAUGAAGAUACUAUCACGCAACCGUAUACUGCAAGCUGUGAAAACGUUAAUGAAGAUGACUAUGAAAACAAUAAUAGUGCCAGUGAUAAGGACUACAAUGAAAGAAGUAAUGAUAGUGAUAAUCAUAGUAUUGAUCUAGAAAAUAGUAGCGACUCGUUCAAAACAGUUGAAUGGAACGAUGAUACAGAAGACAAUUUGUCUUCAUGGUCAUUAACGCCUGAAGAUUUUACAAAUGUUCCAUAUGGUGUGAGGAAUGAACGAGGAAAAUUGAUGCUUGGUACAAUUCCAAUCACUAUAGGAGACAAGACCAUUAAAAUAGAUGGAAACCGAUAUACUACUACUCCAGGAUUAAUUGAACUAUUAUAUAAAAAAAAUCCAGAUUUGUCUUCGGUUACAGAAGACGAUAAAAAAAUAUAUAAGUCACUGCUUUUGAUUUCCAAUGCUCACAGGCGCGAUUACGAUCCUAAAAAACCGAUAAACGGCAAUAAAGAUCAGAAGUUGCAAAACCUUGAUACACCUAAGUUAAAUAAAUCUACUCAACAUGAUAAAACAACAAAUAGUGAAUGA
This is a messenger RNA of Pectinophora gossypiella (pink bollworm), 1142 nucleotides long. RefSeq lists its product as uncharacterized. Lineage: Eukaryota; Metazoa; Arthropoda; Insecta; Lepidoptera; Gelechiidae. The record is from RefSeq and is a predicted model, not a curated record. The coding region runs from base 372 to 1142 and encodes 256 amino acids. The transcript has 3 exons.